Messenger RNA from Acanthoscelides obtectus, 778 nucleotides. The record is from the annotation of a GenBank genome assembly. Lineage: Eukaryota; Metazoa; Arthropoda; Insecta; Coleoptera; Chrysomelidae.
AUGCCACGGAAAAGGAUUAAUAAAACGGAAAGAGCCUCACGUGAUCUAUCUUUAUAUGAAUCUGCAUAUGAUGUGGUACUGUCUGGAACGUCAAUUCGAGCAGCUGCAGCCCAAUUUGGUCUGUGCCGUGUGUCCCUAUUACGUUAUAAGAAGAAAAGAGAAAACUCAGUCGAUUGCAUUACAAAAGUUAGUAUGGGAUACAAGCCCGCUAAUCGUGUUUUUUCAAAUGAACAAGAAAACGAAAUGGUUAAAUAUAUCAAGAAAGCAGCAGAUAUUUAUCAAGGAAGGAAGAGCAGAUGCGAUCCUUAUCAGGACACCUGCAAAACUUUUACAAGUUCAUGACGAAGCCACUCCAACUUCGUCAGAAUUCGUAAAAGUUGUAUUUUCCCCAGAAAACGUUAGACCAUUUUCCAAAGCUCCACCAAGAAAAGGUACAAUGAAAGGAAGGAAAAAAAGAAAGUCCGCAAUUUAUACAGACACCCCAGAGAAAAUAGAAAUAGAGAAAGAAGUUGAGGAAAGAGAAAAAAAGCGAGUAAAAAGAAACUUAGGCAGUCAGGGAAAUAGACCAAAUAAUAAAGUUCCUAGAAAGAAAAAAACUGGAUCGGCAGAAAGCAGUGAAGACGAAAAUGAAUAUUUUUGCCUAGUUUGCGUCGAACCUUAUGGGAAUAGCAGAAAGGGCGAGAAAUGGAUCCAGUGCACACAGUGCAAGAUGUGGUCACACGAAGAGUGUGUAGGACAAAACUUGUUCUAUGUUUGUCACAAUUGUGAGUCAGAGUAA